UCCGGCCGCGUCGAGUGACGAUUCAUUUAGCUAAUUAGCUUGAACCAAGACUAAGAAGAAGACGACAGGAGCAGAAUCUCAAGCGUCAGCGCCAUUCAAUCCCAGAUUAUUGAGUCCUUUUCUUAAUCUUCAGGACGAAACACAGUCUGUCACUAUGCCUGUAACCAAAGAUGAAUAUGGACGUACCAGCGAUGGUGAAGUGAUUGACCAGUAUACCAUCACUAACAAGGGAGGAAUGAAAGCAAAAUUUAUUGACUAUGGUGCUUCGCUCAUUGAGCUCUGGGUUCCUGAUCAACAAGGCAAUGCAGUUGAUGUCGUUCUUGGUUGGCCUGAUUUGAAAGGUUAUGAGAAUAAUUCCUUCUACUUUGCAUCUGUUGUUGGAAGGGUAGCUAACCGGAUCGCUAAGGGGUCAUUCAGUAUUGAUGGUGUCAAAUAUCAGCUUAAUAUCAACAAUGGUCCAAAUACUAACCAUGGUGGUAUCAAAUCAUUUCAUCUGAAAGUAUGGAAGGGUUGUAUUGAAGGAGAUGACAAGGUGACCUUCACCUAUGUUAGUCCUGAUGGUGAGGAAGGUUUCCCAGGAGAAGUAACUGCUUCAGUAACCUAUCAACUGACGGAUGAUAACAGACUCGUCAUCUCAUUUGUUGCCACAACAACUAAAGCCACUCCUAUCAAUCUCUGUAACCAUUCAUACUUCAACCUAGCAGGCCAUAAAACUGGAAGUAUAAUAGAUCAUCUAAUACAGAUCAAUGCUGAGGACUAUACACCAUUAGAUGAUACUAGUGUACCAACUGGAGAGAUAGUAGCAGUAAAGGAUACUGUAUUUGAUCUAAGAGAACCAGUAAAGAUUGGUGAUAGGAUCUAUGAUGUACCAGGACUUGGCUUUGAUCAUAACUUCUGUAUUCAGUCAUCAUUAGAAGCACCUUGUGCUAGAGUAAGCCAUCCAGGGAGUGGUCGAUGCAUGGAGAUGUUUACCACUAAACCCGGUAUUCAGUUCUACUCUGCCAAUUACCUAGAUGAUACAUGUAAAGGUAAAGAAGGAUUUACCUAUGCUAAACAUGGCGGUUUCUGCUUAGAAUCACAGUACUAUCCCAACUCAGUCAACCAGCCUAACUUCUCUAAGAGUGUACUUCGACCUGGAGAGCAAUACAACCACACCACUGUCUACAAGUUUGCUUGGUAACAUUUAUUACAGUUGGAGAUUGAUCCAUAAUUUCUUUGAUUAAAUGGUGUUAUGUGAUUUUUUUAUACACAAUAGCCCAUUUCAAUUUUUAAAUCCUUGUGUGCUUAAACAAUGGCUGAACAUAUCGAAAAUUUAGGCAGUUGUUCUUAUACUUUCAAUGCAAUCAUGAUUUUUAAUCAUGAUAUUGAACUGUGCAUUUUGUGCAGCAUUCUAAAAAGUUUGUAGUUAUUUUCAUUUUAUAGAUAAACUGCUAAAUGUCUUUAUAAAUCAUGAAAGUAUAAAAAUGUAUGAUUCAAUUCCAAAGAUAUGUACUGUAAUAUUGCAUCGACAUAGUUGUGUCAAAGAUCAGCUGAUGUCUUGACCAGCUUUGUAAUAAAGAACUAUGUGUAUUUCAGCUCCCCGUGGAAUAAAUACUGACUGAAAUGAAAAAAAGAUGGGGCAUACAAAAUAAUUGAUAAAUAAAUGGUAAUUGAGUAAAAAUGCAUGGUCUCUUAAGUGAGGAAACUGAAUAAAAUAUGUAUAAUGAAUAAUUGUAAAUAUCUAAAUCACUUUAAUAGUAUUAACAAACUCAAGUAAAUAAAAGGAAAUAAACCCUGGGUGUAUAACAAAAACCUAACUGCUUCCUUGAUUCUUUUCAAACAUAUAGACAAGGCAAUCUUACUUCGGUAUCUAUUAAUUGAUAUUACAUUGAUAAUAUUAUUUAGACUUCCAGCUUCUUUUGACCCUUUUGUCAAUAUGUUGGGUGUGGUUAAUUUAGAGGUGGGGGUAAUCUCUUAUAUUGAUAGAAAUAUUGUGGAUUUUGAUUAGUUUAUGAAUACCAUUUACUGCCAAUUGUUGUCUUUAUGUUAAUAAUGUAUUAAGUACUCACAUUAUAUUGUCUUACAAUUGUAAUUAAUGUGUGCAGGAAUAUGAAUGAGAUAAUGAUCUCGUAUUAAAACAAUAUAUUUUUCAAUUCUA
Molecule: messenger RNA, 2137 nt
Organism: Lytechinus variegatus (green sea urchin)
Lineage: Eukaryota; Metazoa; Echinodermata; Echinoidea; Temnopleuroida; Toxopneustidae
Product: galactose mutarotase-like
Exons: 8
Coding region: 155-1180 (341 amino acids)
Biological process (GO): glucose metabolic process; beta-D-galactose catabolic process via UDP-galactose, Leloir pathway
Molecular function (GO): aldose 1-epimerase activity; carbohydrate binding
Source: RefSeq, a predicted model, not a curated record